Molecule: messenger RNA, 3381 nt
Organism: Westerdykella ornata
Lineage: Eukaryota; Fungi; Ascomycota; Dothideomycetes; Pleosporales; Sporormiaceae
Exons: 2
Coding region: 236-3181 (981 amino acids)
Biological process (GO): positive regulation of transcription by RNA polymerase II; SREBP signaling pathway
Molecular function (GO): protein dimerization activity
Source: RefSeq, a predicted model, not a curated record
UCCCUUCCAAACGGGGGUGCCGCAACAGAACGGUUGCGCUGACUGCGGUUGAAUCACACAGCUUCGGAUUGAUCGCAAUUCUUCAUUAUCUGCACUGCCAUGCCCUGAGUUACUGGCCCCUUAACGCCUGGUCGGUCCCUACUGCAUUUUUGAUGCCUUCAAACCUCGACUGAGCCCGGACGCUCAUUGUACCACCACCUCGACGCCGCCUGGCCGCGACGCCAAUUCUUAUAAGAUGGAUAAUCUAAACAUGACCACCGGUUACCCGUACAGCAAUCCCCUUUGGUCUACUGCUGGUGCCGACAUCACCUUGACAGCGCCUGCUACCGACGGUAUAGACAACUGGAACGAAUUCAUGCAAUGGGGCGAACCCUCCCAAAACACUGAUAUAAAGCCGCCCAACAACGACCAGGGGCCGCUCCUUACCCAAGACCCAAAAUCGUCGCUUAUCGAACGACGCCAGAGCUCGAAUAUGCCCGGCACGUCGCUCAGCCUGCAACCCGAAGCCGUUGCUCUCUCCGCACCUUUCCAGCCCCAGAUCAACCCCACUCCCUACACCUUCGGUGGCGACAUCCAAAACCCACCCGCAUUUGACUUUAACCAUAACACUAUCAGCCCCCCUUCCAGCGGUGGCGGACAGCAACAGGGUGGAGUGUUCCCUUCGCCCAUAUGGCCGCAGCAAGAUAAACAACAAAAUACCGUUCUCUCCACAUCCGAAUUCGCACCAACACAUGUGGUCCCAGUUCAACUCCCCCCGGCCUCGACUCCGAGCUUACAGCACAGCCCAACCUCUCAGGCGAACGCGCGGACCAGCUCGUCGUCAACUUCACCGUCCGCGGCGACAUCGCCCGAAUCUAUACCAUCGAACCCUAAAAAGCGAAAAUCGACUUCAGAGGAGAGUGAGGUUCCGGCGGCGAAGAAGGAAAGCAAGCAGCCUCCAAAGAAGACGGCACAUAAUAUGAUCGAGAAGAGAUAUCGGACGAAUCUGAAUGACAAGAUAGCUGCCCUGAGAGAUAGUGUGCCAAGUCUUCGGGUAAUGUCGAGACAAAAUGGAGGCAAUGAGGAGGAUGACGAUCCGGAGGAUCUGGAGGGCCUUACCCCAGCGCACAAACUCAACAAGGCGACAGUCCUGUCGAAGGCCACAGAGUAUAUCCGUCAUCUGGAAAAGCGAAAUAAACGCCUGAUGGAGGAGAUCAACACGUUAAAGAGUCGGCUGGAUAGCUAUGAGAGGAUGGCGACCACAGGGUUUCUGCCUCUGGGCGGGGCGGGUCCAACGGCUGACGGUAGGUAUCACGAGGAUUCGUUUGCCAGCCAUGUCCCGCCCAUGAUGCAGCAGCCAGUUACUGCUCCUCCCCAGGGUCUCAUCCCAGUACCGCAUGAUAUGGCAUCUCUGCACAGAGGACAUCCUGCACAAGCCCACUACGCACCGCAGCAUGGAUCUUAUGCGCAGUACACUGGAGUCAACCGUCCUGGAGCACCUGGCCCUCCUGUGGUAAAUGGACAACGUGGCAGCUCGAUGAUCUCAAAAUUGAUGGUUGGGUCUCUCGCGACUCUGAUGCUCGUGGAAGGUUUCUCAGAGCCCGAGCAGUCAGGGGAUGAGCCGGCCGGUCGUGGACUGUUCUCCCUGCCGAUUCAUUUGGCCGGUAUUCUGGCACCUCGGAUAUCCAUUGGAGGUGCAUCAGCUCAGAUUCCGUUGGCCAAGGUCCUGCUGUUGUUCGGUGCUCUGUUCUACUUCCUCGCGCCGCUAUUCGAACCCAAACCCAAGUCCAAGAAGAAGGCUGUUCCGGAAGUCCAGUUGGCGCGCGCACCCUCACUUGCCUCUUCAGUUGAGGUUCGCCGGUCAGCUUGGCUCACUGCAAUCCAGACUGUUUGGGUGCCCAAACACAAUUUUUGGUUGGAGGUUGCAGCGCUAAGUUUGAAGACUUUGAAGUUGAGUUUGCGGACGAUCAUAGGAUGGCCAGGAUACGCAUUCCUCAUGGGCACGACCAAGGAUCAGGAGGCUGCAAGGGUCAAAGCAUGGAACAUCGCACUUGAUGCUCAACUCACGGGAGGCGACGAGGAAAUCAGCAAAAGCAGAUUGGUCCUCACACUCAUGGCCUCUGGAACGCUACCAAAUACACCUGCCCGACUGAUGCUCAAGGCACUUCAUAUCCGGCUGCUCCUCUGGGAACUGACAAAUACCUGCAACGGUGGUUGGCGAUUCCUCGAUGAUCUCAGUGCAAAGGUGGCCCGGAGUUACUGGAAUGCCGCACGAAGUGAGCAGAGAAUAGCUGCCAAUAUGGCUUCGAAACCGGACAGCGAGGCUGAACCUUUGCCGGAUCAUUUGGCUGCACUUCUAGAGAUUGAGUGUGAUGCCGUGCUGAUGCCCCACAUUAUCCAGCGCGCAUACAAUCUCGCCUGGAAUCGACCCAGCGCGGAGAAGACUACGGCGGAUGAAUCUAUGGAUACCGUCGUGGAAGAUUUCGCUAUCUGCACCCCCUUGGAUGCCCUUGCGGCUUGGUGGUCCUGCCACGUCCUGAGACGAGCUCUUGCUGCCUUCUUGGCGUCGAAGAACGGUGCAGCAAACGCUGCGGUCAAACGCAAUUUGAAUCUUGCCUCCCAGACAGCACCACCGACGUCACAGGCUCACUUGAGAGCAUUGGUAGCACAGUCUGUGUUGGAAGAGGAGGACCGGUCAACACGAGUCGCAACUGCUUUCGGAGCCCUGCCCUCCUCGUUGUCAUCGCCACACUCGAGGAAGCCCAGCAAGCCCGCCCCACCCGUGCCUCUGAAUGUCGUCGCCGAGACUCCAGUGGCGACGGACGUCCAGAACGCGCUUACGCUUACGAAAUGCCUUUCACUCGUCGAGUCUGGCAAUCCUGAUGCUCGCCGCCGGGCAGUUCUCGUCAUCAAUAAUAUCCUCCUUCCCGAAUCCUCCAUGUCUCUUCUCAGCUUUGUUGCAGGUUACAGGCUAUUGAAACAUUGCAUGCAGGACUCAGAACUUCGGAAGGACGCGGCCUUUGGUCUGGAGCGGUUGCUCAGCUCGCUGCGGAUCUGGAUUGGCCGUGAGCCUGCUAGGCGCAGUGGUCUCUCUAACAAGGUUCGCAGGCGGAUCGUCAGCCAGUGUUUAAAUGCCAGCAAGACCUUGGUGGGCUUGACCAUGCCGGAGCAGGUCGAUGAUGGCUAUGUCAGUGCGUGUUAAGCGUGACUGAAGUGGUUAUGAGCCAGUGUUUUCCUGCAUUGAGCGGUUGUAUUCUAUGAUUCAUGUGCGGAGCGGUACUUAUUGGUAUAUACCAUGGGAUGUUGGUCUGAAGCGGUACCCGGUUGGAGUUCUGGUAUUUGGGAUAUCAGCGUAUAUGCUCUGUCUUCAUCGGCUGUCGCCGUCCAUUUCCUUCUUCUGCU